AUGCUCACAAAAGUCCUCACCGCGUUCCUGCUCCCUCUCCUAGUCGUCGCCUACACUGAUCCUCUCCUCAACAACAAGACUACACCGGCCUUGAACAUCACAGCGAUCAGUGCUGCGCAUGGCUCGUCAGUCCUUGAAUGUUGGCAGCUUGAACAGUUCUCAGUCAGUAAUACUCCAGGAACUGUGGGAGCAUUGGCUGUGAACUUGGGAAAUGCCAGCAACGCAACCUACUCGAUCAUACAAGGAAGAACGGAUGCUGGCCUACACAACGCCCCUGUGCCUCAACUCGUCUACUUCGCCACAGGCCUAAUCCGCCUUUCCAUCCCCAACACCACCCAGGAGGCUUGGGUCACGGGUGGCAAGUACGGAUUGAUAUUCGCCCAGGACACGCCGGACAAGAGUCAAUAUGGCCAUCUCACGGAGUAUGUUGCGGACGAAGAUACUAUUGCGCUCACGGUUCCUUUGGCGCCGGGCCAGGAGCUGAAGCACAAGGUUCUGCAUUCUGGGGGGUGUACGUGGAGGGAAGUGGCUGGGUUGUGA
Messenger RNA from Zasmidium cellare ATCC 36951, 540 nucleotides. RefSeq lists its product as uncharacterized. The coding region runs from base 1 to 540 and encodes 179 amino acids. NCBI's taxonomy places the organism in Eukaryota, Fungi, Ascomycota, Dothideomycetes, Mycosphaerellales, Mycosphaerellaceae. The transcript has 2 exons. The record is from RefSeq and is a predicted model, not a curated record.